Messenger RNA from Meriones unguiculatus (Mongolian gerbil), 4935 nucleotides. RefSeq names its product PBX/knotted 1 homeobox 1 (gene Pknox1). The transcript has 13 exons. NCBI's taxonomy places the organism in Eukaryota, Metazoa, Chordata, Mammalia, Rodentia, Muridae. Bases 655 to 1965 code for a protein of 436 amino acids. Gene Ontology annotation, biological process: angiogenesis; regulation of transcription by RNA polymerase II. Gene Ontology annotation, molecular function: RNA polymerase II cis-regulatory region sequence-specific DNA binding; DNA-binding transcription factor activity, RNA polymerase II-specific. The record is from RefSeq and is a predicted model, not a curated record.
AAUAUUGAUGCGGCGCGCGUCGGCGUCGCCCUCCUCCCAUUGAGCGAGGCUGUGUCGCGUGGCCCGGCGUCGGCGUGACGGUUGGACGCGGGCGCGGCACUGCGGGUCCCGAUUGCUGCAGCCGCUUGUCAGUGUGAUGAAGAUUGGCACCCAGGUGCUGGGUGAUAGAGUGGGACGUGUCUUGUGGAGGACUCAGCUCAUCUCCAAGUGUACCCACUGUGCCCUGACGAUGACCAAGUGAUUCCAGCCCAGGCUCCUCUGCUCAGUUUCCGAGAAGGUGUCUGAGAGUCGUCUGCAGCCUGAGAUGUCCUGCCUGCUUUCCCUCCCAAGACACGGAGCUCUCCUUAGCUGUUUGCUCAUCUCAGGACCCACGCGGCUCUGUUCUUCCAGCUCCCCACCUUGGCUCUGUGCCCCUCAGCUGUUCAGUCUGGUCUGUACCUGUGGUCGGAGCAUGAGCCAGCCACUGCUCACAUCUGCUGUGGGCUUCUAUCUAUCGGCUUGCUGUCCUCACUGUAGCACAAACUCACCUGAUCAGACAUCCCUACCAGCUUCUCCACUGUGUUCAGCCAUCUUGUCUGCUGGCUUCCUUUCAGCACAACACCAUUCGCUUCUGACUCAAGAUGAUCUGAUGUCUGAAGUGAACCCUCAUCAACCAUGAUGGCUACACAGACGUUAAGUAUAGACAGCUAUCAAGAUGGACAGCAAAUGCAGAUGGUCACAGAGUUAAAAACAGAGCAAGAUCUCAACUGCUCUGACCCAGAUACAGAAGGAGUGAGCCCUCCUCCCAUGGAGUCUCAGACCCCAAUGGAUGCUGACAAGCAGGCCAUUUAUAGGCACCCACUGUUUCCAUUGUUAGCUUUGUUGUUUGAGAAAUGUGAGCAGUCUACACAAGGCUCAGAGGGCACAACAUCUGCCAGCUUCGACGUAGACAUUGAGAACUUUGUCAGGAAGCAGGAGAAGGAUGGGAAGCCCUUCUUCUGUGAAGAUCCGGAAACUGACAACUUAAUGGUGAAGGCAAUCCAGGUCCUGCGCAUUCAUCUUCUUGAACUGGAAAAGGUUAAUGAACUCUGUAAGGAUUUCUGUAGUCGGUACAUUGCCUGUCUGAAGACAAAGAUGAACAGCGAGACCCUGCUGAGUGGGGAGCCUGGGAGUCCGUACUCCCCCGUGCAGUCCCAGCAGAUUCAAAGCGCCAUCACAGGCACGCUCAGCCCCCAGGGAAUUGUGGUGCCAGCAUCAGCCCUGCAACAGGGAAAUGUAACCAUGGCAACAGUGGCAGGUGGCACAGUGUACCAGCCUGUCACCGUUGUCACUCCACAAGGCCAAGUGGUCACACAGGCGCUAUCUCCUGGGACAAUUAGGAUCCAGAACUCCCAGCUUCAGUUGCAGUUGAACCAAGAUCUCAGCAUCUUGCAUCAAGAGGACGGCUCCUCCAAGAACAAGAGGGGUGUCCUGCCGAAGCAUGCCACCAAUGUGAUGCGGUCCUGGCUCUUUCAGCACAUAGGGCAUCCCUACCCAACGGAGGAUGAGAAAAAGCAGAUUGCUGCUCAGACAAAUUUGACCCUGCUCCAAGUCAACAACUGGUUCAUCAAUGCCCGAAGGCGGAUUCUCCAGCCAAUGUUGGAUUCCAGCUGUUCAGAGACUCCAAAAACAAAGAAAAAACCUGCUCAGAACAGACCAGUGCAGAGGUUUUGGCCAGAUUCUCUUGCGUCAGGAGUGACACAAGCAACGCCUAGCGAGCUUGCCAUGUCAGAAGGUGCCGUUGUGACUAUCACCACGCCUGUAAACAUGAACGUGGACAGCCUUCAGUCCCUGUCCUCAGAUGGGGCCACCUUGGCCGUACAGCAGGUCAUGAUGGCGGGGCAGAGUGAAGACGAGUCAGUGGACAGCACAGAAGAUGACGGAGGCGCACUGGCGCCCACACACAUCAGCGGGCUGGUGCUGGAGAACAGCGACUCCUUGCAGUAGGAGCGGCACCACCAGGGCCAGUGUGGAGCGGGAGCACCUGAGUCUUUACUGUUUGCACAGCAAACAUUUUACACAGUUUUCUUUGUAAUAUGUUUUAUAUGUAGAUAUAGAAGAGUGCACUUUUGUAUUUCACAGCAAGCUUCAAGACGUCUUUGCUGGUGCAGCAACUUCCUUCAGAUGUGCGUGUGUGGGUUUUUAAUGCUAGAAACGUGAUGAGUGGCCUCUGCCCCCUGAGUCCCUGUUGAGAUUAAGGAACAGUGCUGCCAUUUUCUAAAAAAUUAUGCAGUUGCAAUUGAGUUCUGUGGUUUACAGCAGGUCUGGGGGCUGCCGCUGUGUCACCCACAGAUCUGAAAGAUGGUCUGCACUCGGGCUGCAGGCGAGACGACGCUGGCCCUGGUGGGCGUGAGUACCCACGGCACACUUCAGUUCUCUUCGGGCGGCAUUUGCCUGUUUCAUUUGCUAUAUAGAAAAAGAAACUCCUAUUUUUACCUUGCUGGGAUUAUUGGAUAAAAAGCUAUUUUUAUAAAUCAGUUAUUAAUUGGAUUAUGACUAUAUUGAGGAUAAAUUUCUAGAGAAGGAACAACAGCACAUGCUUGUCUUUCGAUUUGGAAUGUCCUGAGAGGCGGUGCCCAUGCGUGGUCUCCUGUUCCCCGGGAAGGAGGAGGUUCCCCUCAGCUGCUCAAAGGAAACAACUGUCAAGUGAACUUUCGCUGUCUCCAGCUUUGUGUUCAGAUGCAAUGCUCAGAUCACGUUCACACCUGAUCUGGGCAUCUUACAGAGUUGUGCUCAGUAGGAUGUACGGUAAGUGAGGCGGCCGCCAUGCGGCACCGUAGUGUGUCGUAGCUCUGCCAUGCCUAGUCCAGCCUCAUUCACAUUGACUGCAGUUACAUGGCUGCCUGGCCGUGUUAACUGGGUGGUGAUUUUAGAAUUUUUUUUUUUUUUUUUUUUAGUUAAAACAUGUUACACACAGAACAUUUACUAUAAACUAAUAUAAAGUGUGUUCUGCCCCCACUGGCUCAGAGCCAGGGUAAAGAGCACACAGCCCAGCUGUCUUCCACAGUGGCAGGCACCUGGAGUUAAAACGAUGGACGGAUGUGCCCGUGGGCCCACUGGUGGCUCACAGGCAUCGGUGGCUCUCUUGCUGUCACAGACUCUUGUUGCAUAUUAUUGCUUCCUUUUCCAGAGUCCACCCCUUUCAGUUACCACUCCCUAUUUAGGACAGUUUGGGGACUUUGUUUCCUGGUGUCGAGGUAGAGCAGACUGUAGGCUGAGGUCUGGGGUCUGGCUUGAUUUGUUUCAGUUUGCUCGGGCAGCUUUUUUCUUGGAGACACAAGCACCUUGCUUCGUGUCGAGCAUCUGUGUUUUCACAGUGGUACCUAGGCUGAGAGAGAACAGCUGUGCAGUUGUCAGGGGCCAUGCCCUGGGCCCUUGGUUAUAGACCAAGGUUACCCUAGGGGGACAUCUUUAGCGAAGUCACAUUUUUUUUUUUUUUUUCUGGAAGAGUUCACCAUCCCCCAAAUGUCUUGAUUGUAUUCAGACAUCGAGCACACCUGGACAGCCAAGUAGUCAGCAAGAAAAGCAGGUGCUCCUUUCAGUCCAUUUAAGGAGUCUCCGCUACAAAAAAACAAAACAACAAAAUAAAACAAACAAAACCAAAAAAAAAAACCAAAAACAAAAACUUUCCAGCAACUCUUUUGAGGAGAGAUUUAUAUUUUAAACAGUCUUUCCAUUACUUAUUCACAAACUACUUUAAUAUUUUAAGUCAGGUGUCCAAAAGCCUGAAAGACCGGCUGGUGAUGAUUGGGUUUAGAGCAGAAUAGAUGGCCCCUGAGCUCCUGCCACCCUCCCCAAAGAAAGCGCAGUGCCUGCUGUCCUGCUUGUGUGCCGGCUGCUGGCUACUCCAGCUGGGCUUUGAACACCAUGAUCCCACAAGUCCUUUCCAGUCAGAAUCAUCUUUCCUAAGCCCUGGACUCUGACUUCCUGAAGUCAGAGGAAUAGCAUGAAAGUCCGUAAGAGAAGCUGGGGCAUGGUGACACACUCCUGUAAUCCCAGCACUCAGGAACCUGAGACAGGAGGCAAGCCUGGGCUACAUAACCUUGACCCUGUCUAAAAAGAAGGUCGUGAAAGAGCUGGCACACGGUCGUAGCUGGAGUUUCCUUCCACCUCCCUGUGCAUACUGAGGUGUUCUUCAGUAAUUCCCGUGAGGCAAGCCAUUCUGGUUCAUAGAAUUACUGCCCAGCAUACUUAUCUGUCAGUUGCACCUUCAAGACACCUGCUUGCUGGGCAUUGUGCCUGUAACAAGCACUUAGGGGGCUGAAGCAGGAUUGCUACCAGGUUGAGCUCGGCCUCGGGUGCAUAGUGAAAUCUUGUCUCAAAAACCCAAGCAGAACUGCUCUCCUUUCCUUGGCCUGUGGAGGAAAUCUGAAAGUACAUUUCCGUUGAGCUUUGUUUAAACGGUCAGAUUCUAGCUUUCGUUACUAUUAAAGUCCUCCCUAACAUUGGAGCCUUUUGAAUGUGUUCUGAGACAUACAAGUCAACCUGUGUCAUUCCUGCUGUUUGGCUGCCUAGCAGAAACAUAGCCUGGCUGACCCACCCCUCCGGUGGGCUCGGUUUUCUGCUUCUUUGAGUCCAGAUUGUCAAAUAGAGGUGUAUAUGCAAUAUGCACUGUGGCCCUUCGGGCUGCGGCCGACGGGCCACUGUGCAGCCUGCUGAGGGGCUGGCGCACCUGUGGGGGCAGCAGAGACUUGCUCCUCCGGCACACAGGCAGGGAAUGCCCAUCCUGAAGGCCUCUCCCGCAGGUAGUGACAGAACUCAGCAGUCUGCCUUUUUCAGUUAAGUUUGGUCUUUGAAACUGACAAUCUUUAAAAAUGUGAAUACUGUAACAAUAUGUUUUCUUGGAUUGUUGUCUUUAAAAGGAUUUUUGUGAAGCGAUUGAUUUAUCAAAGAAAAAAAUUAAAAACAGAAACACGC